Drosophila hydei is the source of this 1121-nucleotide messenger RNA. It is a transcript of the gene tex, whose product is annotated as THO complex subunit 3. Gene Ontology annotation, biological process: mRNA export from nucleus. The record is from RefSeq and is a predicted model, not a curated record. Gene Ontology annotation, molecular function: protein binding. The transcript is spliced from 3 exons. Bases 77 to 1045 code for a protein of 322 amino acids. NCBI's taxonomy places the organism in Eukaryota, Metazoa, Arthropoda, Insecta, Diptera, Drosophilidae. Gene Ontology annotation, cellular component: THO complex part of transcription export complex.
CAACAGCUGACAGCACUGGCACAAAUUGUUUGGUUUAUAUUUGGCUUGGCGAAAAAUAUUACAAUUUUCAUUUAUUAUGAGUCGCAGCGAGCAAACAUUUGAGGACCUCAAGUCCUAUUUUCGAUCACAUAGCAAAAUACGCGAGCAGCGGCCGCAUAUGUCAAAGGUGCAUUCGGUUUGCUGGAAUGCAAAUGGCUGCCAUUUGGCAUCUGGAUCGUUUGAUAAGACUGUGGCUGUUUACGCCUUGGAGCGGGAUCGCUUUGUCAAGAACAAUGUCUUUCGCGGGCAUACAGCGUCCGUGGAUCAACUGUGCUGGCACAAAACAAAUCCGGAUCAGUUUAGCACAGCGAGCGGCGAUAAAACUGUGCGAAUUUGGGACAUACGAGUGGGCAAAUGUGUUUCAGUUACCAACACGAAGGGCGAGAACAUAAACAUAGCCUGGUCACCGGAUGGCAAGACAAUUGCUGUGGGCAACAAGGAGGAUUUGAUCACAUUCAUCGACACACGCACAAACAAGAUACGCGUGGAGGAGCCAUUCAGCUUUGAGGUGAAUGAAAUCUCUUGGAAUAAUACGAACGAUUUGUUUUUCCUGACCAAUGGUAUGGGCUGCAUGCAUGUGCUCAGCUAUCCCAGUCUGGAGCACCAGAUGACACUGAAGGCACAUCCCGCCAAUUGCAUAUGCAUUGAAUUUGGUCCCACAGGUAAAUACUUUGCAACGGGCUCAGCGGAUGCACAGGUCUCCCUGUGGGAUGCCAACGAGCUGGCCUGCCUGCGCAUGAUUAGCCGACUGGAGUGGCCAGUGCGGACGAUAUCCUUUAGCCAUGACGAGCGACUGAUAGCCUCGGCCAGCGAGGAUCUGCUCAUUGACAUUGCCUACACGGAAACGGGCGAGCGAGUCACAGAUAUUCAUGUAGAUGCCUCAACUUUCACUGUCGCGUGGCAUCCCAAGCAAUACCUGCUGGCCUAUGCCUGUGACGAGAAGGAAACCAUUGGCGACAGACGUCGAGAUGUUGGCAAUGUUAAGAUAUUCGGAUUUCCGGAAUAGUCACGGAUACAAAUUUCACUUUGACUGGACCUAACACGCUCAACCAACAAACGUGUUCUUAAUUUAACACAGGCCA